AUGGGAAGAAGAUUAACAUGGUGUCUUCUUUUACAGGAACAUCUUGAAGACACAAAGCCACAACUGAGCCUGCCCAGGUUAGAGCUUAAAGGCCCCUUGGAUGUUGGCUGUCAGACGGACCGAGUUCUCACCAAGCAUGCAUUUGUCCAGGCUCAGGUGAAGCCUCUUUUUAGAAGCAAAGCUAUCCAAGCCCGAGCUCCAUGCAGAAGUGUGGAGUGUUCUGCCAACUUCCCUGCAGAGAGUUCUGAAAUAAGUCAAGGCAAGAGAAGGAGAUGUGAGGGGUCAGAUGGUGUCUCAAGUAGCUUCUGCACUUUUGAAAGCGAUAACAACAACCGUACAAGCAAAGAAGUCCCUCCACAGAAGUCCCAGUUCAUUGUUGAGGAAGAUAAACUGAUGGAGCUUUUUAUGUGGUGUCCCGUCUGCUCCAAUAAUUGCGACGUGUCCAAAUCAAUGAGUAAAACACUUCUGUUGGUUAAGCAGCGGUGCACACACUGUCACUUCACAAACGAGUGGUCCAGUCACAGUAAACCCUCAUGA
Knipowitschia caucasica is the source of this 537-nucleotide messenger RNA. Lineage: Eukaryota; Metazoa; Chordata; Actinopteri; Gobiiformes; Gobiidae. The record is from the annotation of a GenBank genome assembly.